Molecule: messenger RNA, 1275 nt
Organism: Solanum stenotomum
Lineage: Eukaryota; Viridiplantae; Streptophyta; Magnoliopsida; Solanales; Solanaceae
Exons: 1
Coding region: 1-1275 (424 amino acids)
Source: RefSeq, a predicted model, not a curated record
AUGCCUAGCAUAGUGCAUUUGGUCUUAUCUUUGGCUCUUCAAAAAAAUUGGUAUAUGCACCAACUUGAUGUGUCAAAUGCAUUCUUGCAUGGUGAGUUAUCCGAGACUGUUUAUAUGCGUCAACCUAAGGGCUUUGAACAUCCAGAUUAUCCCAAAUAUGUGUGCAAGUUGCAGCGUGCUCUUUAUGGUCUUAAACAAUCUCCAAGGGCUUGGUUCCAUCGUCUUGCUCAUUUCCUUCUUGAUCUAGGAUUUAAGCAAUGUGUUUCAGAUCAAAGCAUGUUCAUUUUUCACUCGGGGGCUGAUUGCAUUAUUCUUUUAAUCUAUGUGGAUGAUAUAGUAGUUUUUGGCUCUUCUAAGUCCUUAGUAUCCAAGUUCAUCUCUUCAAUGAGUUCUGAAUUCUCUAUGAAGGACUUGGGACAGCUUGACCACUUCCUUGGCAUUGAAUUGAAAUGCAACUCUUUGGGACUUCUUUUACUUCAACAUCGUUAUACUACUUCACUUCUUCAUCGCUUCAGAUUAGAGAAGUGUAAACCAGUGCUAACUCCACUUCACAGUAAGUUGGAUUGGAAUUCUACUUCUUCUCCUUUGCUUGAAGAUCCUUCUAUUUAUCGUCAAAUGGUUGGGAGUCUACAAUAUUUGUGUUUUACUAGGCCGGACAUUCAAUUUGCUGUCAACCUUGCUUCUCAGUUUCUUCACCAACCGAGACAAUUGCAUCUUCAAGCAGUAAAACGCAUUUUUCGAUAUCUCGCUGGCACAAUUGAUUGGGGCUUACAGUUGUAUAAGAAUUCUUCCUUGUCGCUUACUGUUUUCUCUGACUCUGAUUGGGCUGGUUGUUCAGCCACUAGACGAUCCACAACUGGCUUUUGUAUUUUUCUUGGCUCUAAUCUUAUCUCUUGGUCUGCUAAGAAACAACCUACUGUUGCACGCUCAAGUACCAAAGCAGAGUACCGAGCUCUUGUUAUUGCCACUGCUGAAGCUACUUGGCUCCAAUAUAUUCUUCGAGAUCUUGGUGUUUUUCUUACUUCUCCGGUAGCUGCUAAAUGUGACAAUAUUGGAGCCAUUCAUCUAGCUCACAAUCCAGUUUUUCACUCCCGUUCAAAACAUGUUGCUCUGGACUAUCAUUUUGUUCGUGAAAAGAUUAGUCAUGGUGAUUUAGUGUUUUCCCAUGUCCAUACAUCUGAGCAACUUGCUGAUUUGUUUACCAAAGUAUUGGCCUCUUCACGUUUUCGUGAUUUAACUGCCAAUCUUCACGUUCACUCUUCCCGUUCAGAUUGA